Molecule: messenger RNA, 673 nt
Organism: Symbiodinium necroappetens
Lineage: Eukaryota; Dinophyceae; Suessiales; Symbiodiniaceae
Source: the annotation of a GenBank genome assembly
GAAGACUGCGAGACAGAUGUCAACUUUGGUUUGGCUUGUGGCGAACAUGGUGUUGCUGUGACUGGCAGCUGCGUAUGUGAUGCUGGCUAUGAAGGUGAGGAUUGCUCCGAAUGCUCUCCGGAGCACGUUAGGGUGGGUUCUCAGUGCCUCGAUCUUGUUCUGCUGGCUCCUCCUGCUGAUGCGACACAGAAGUUCGGAUCGGCAUUCACCACCACAAGUUCUGGCAGACGCUACAUGUACACCCGGAAGUUCACCACCGACUUAACACGCUGUGGUGUUGCUGGCUGCCGACCGUUGAACGUGAGCCUUCGCGUGAGGUGCGACAGCAGUCAGUGCCACAGCGAUGUGGACGACGCUUCCUACACAGUCGGCGCCGCCCUUUACAAUUCCACAGGGCACAAGCUAUGCAAUGGGACGGUGGACCGAAGUGUCCAAGCUGAAAGCGACUGGUGGCUUCAAAUCCCCCUUCAUCCCUGUCCGCUUCUGCACGAAGGGGACCAGGCGGUCUACCUAUCGAUGUGGACCACGAAGUUGAUCAAAUUGCGCUGGCAGCAGACGCCGGCAGCGGCGGAAAUCAGCCGUGGGUUCACCUACAGGAGCGAUACGGAUGUGAUACCUCCUGCAAAGCUACCAACCUGGAGAGAUGUACCCUGUGAAGGUGUACCUUGUGAGA